AUGGCCUCGGAUUUCGCAUCAAAUUCCCAGUUGGAGCACCAAUUUGAUCGUCUCGGAGAGCUCCGAGAACGCAAAACUUGCCGAGAAUGCGGCAAGAAACGGCUCUAUUUUUGCUACGACUGUCGAAUCUACAUGGACGGUAUUGCCGGCCUGGUUCCGGAAGAGAUUGAGGUGAAAUUUUUGAAAUUUUUUGUCAUGGAUAAUAUAAAAAAUUGCGAUUUUUUGGCAAUUUUUUUGCGUUUUUUUUUGAAGAGGAAUUGAUGUGAUUUUAUCGUAGAAUGAUUGCAGCUACCAAUCGAGUUGGUAAUCAUCAAGCAUCCGGCCGAAAAAGCGGCCAAAUCCACCGCCAUUCACUGCCAAUUGGCGGCUCCUUGCAGCACCAAAUUCUACGACUUCCCGGCGCCCGAGAUCCCACAAUUUGAUGCCGCGGACACCGCGAUCAUAUUUCCGUCACAAUCCGCCCUCCCGAUAGAUCAGUUUUUGGAGCAGAGGCCGGCGUUGAGACGUUUGAUUGUCCUGGAUUCCACUUGGAAUGCGGUCGGCCAGCUGCGAAAUAUGCCGCAGCUCCGAAAGUUACCAUGUGUGGCGCUUAAAAAAUACACUACGGAGUAUUGGCGACCGCAGGCAUGCGAUUUUUUUCUACGAAUUUGAGAGAUUUCGUUGCGGUAGAACUCUCCCCCUUUUUGAACACUCCCCCUCAUUUUGAAAACUGAAAAAAUUAGGUGUGACAUGUUAUACGAUGAAUUUUUUUUUUCAAAUUGAAAAACUGAGGUGUGACAUGUUAUACGAUGAAAGUUUUUUUCAAAUUGAAAAACUGAGGUGUGACAUGUUAUACGGUGGAAUUCUUUUUCAAAUAAUUUUCUCAAUUUGAAAAAAAAUUCAUCGUAUAAGAUGUCACACCCAAUUUUUCUCAAUUUGAAAAAAUUUUUUAUCGUAUAACAUGUCACAGCUCAGUUUUUCAAUUUUCACAAUGGGGGAGUGUUCAAAAAAGGGAAGAGUUCAGAUUUUUUGGUGAAAAUCAAAAAAGGGGGAGAGUUCCGCCUUUUUUGGGGGAGAGUUGAAAAAGGGGGAGAGUUCGGAUUGGGGAAAGUUCAGAAAAGGUAUUCCGGAGUACUUCCCCUGUCAGUUUGAUGUGCGACGCUCACAUUUUCUUUAAAUUUACCACACACGUCGGGUAUGGACUAAAUAUCAAUUCCUGAAAAUUUUAGCUCCCACUUACCACAGACAGCCGAGAUAUCGAACGAUUUUGCCGCCGAGAGAGCACGCUAAACGUGGAGAGCGGUCAGAGAGAAAAAAAAACGCUUUUUGGACAUAACUUUGGAAGUUUCGUGCGGGACAAUUUGAUUUUUUGUAGAAACAUUAUUCUUUAUGGUAGAAAUAGGCAUGAAACUUUUCGUGCCGAAAUUCGGCAAAAAGUCCUAAAUUUUGGCCGACUUUCGAUCUAAAAAUCUCGGUUGUUUCUGCAAAGCGCGAGCUAGGAUUCUCGCAUAUAUCUUAGAAAAAAUUAUUCUAAAUUUGAGCCAAGUUUUAUCAAAAUCUGAGCGUCGCACUUGGAGUACUUCCCCUGUGAAAAAAACGAACGAACUUUCUGGACGACCCAAUAUUAAGGAAAAUUUGAAUUUUUCCUCAGCUUUUUAGUAUUUUUAGCCGGGAAAAUGGAUGAAAUUAGUACAGGGUGCGGCAAUUUUUCGGCCGGAUUUUAAUUAGCCGUAACUUUUUUAUUUUUUGGGCAAAUGUUAAAAUUCUUUUUUUCCCUGAAUCCAUAGACAACCCCAUUUUGUUUAAUACCAAAUAUGUUAUACCCGUUCGUUAGACUACAGUAAAAAUUCGAGACAAAGAAAAAUCUCUAAUUUUCAUAGCUGACAAUGGAAUUACCCCUAGUGCGACCCCCAGAUUUUCUUUAAAUUUUGCACAUGGGCCGGACAUAGGCCACACAUCAAUUCCUGAAAGUUUCAGCCCGCAUCUUUCAGGGGCGACCAAGAUAUUCAACGAUUCUUUGCGGUCAGGAGGGCACAUGAGUGGUCACGCAGGAAAACUUUUUGGCUAUAUCCUCGCUAGUUUUGUGCGGAGAUAGCUGAUUUUUUGUGGAAACGGUAUUCUCCAUGGCAUGAACAGGCAUGAAACUUUUUACGACAAAAUUCGUAAAAAAAAGUCAUGUUUUCUGGCGAUCUUCACACACGCCGAAAAAGCAGAGAAAACGACCGAAAGGCCAAUAACUAUGAACUAGGUCCCUGUAUAUAUAACAUAUUUGGUAUUAAACAAAAUGGGGUUGUCUGAGAAUUCAGGGAAAAAAAGAAUUUUAAAAUUCGGAUAAAAACUAAAAAAGUUAUAGCCAAUUCAAAUCCGGCCGAAAAAUUGCCGCACCCUGUAUUUAAAUGUCAUUUAGGACACAAAAGUCAAUUUGAAAUUGAAGUUUGGCAUAUACGAACAUAGUAAACCACAAUUUUCACCUCUUUUUUUUUAAACUUUUACCCAAUUUUUGCAGAAGAAUUACAAUGACGAGUGUCUAGCCACAAUUGAGGCCAUUUACUACGCCGUUCGCGAAGUGCAGACCGCAAAACAGCCCGAAGUGCAGUAUGACGGACGUUUCGAACCCCUCCUUUUUUGGUUUCGCUUCUUCAAACGCGAGUUUGUCGACAAAUCCGAGGGCGUGAAGCGAAUCCCGGGAAACAAUGGGAGAGGAAGGUACAAAAAUGAGACCAAAAAUGGACAACGAGAAGUCCUAGAGGCCUAA
Messenger RNA from Bursaphelenchus xylophilus (pine wood nematode), 2734 nucleotides. The record is from the annotation of a GenBank genome assembly. NCBI's taxonomy places the organism in Eukaryota, Metazoa, Nematoda, Chromadorea, Rhabditida, Aphelenchoididae.